This is a messenger RNA of Nezara viridula (southern green stink bug), 426 nucleotides long. The record is from the annotation of a GenBank genome assembly. Lineage: Eukaryota; Metazoa; Arthropoda; Insecta; Hemiptera; Pentatomidae.
AUGCAAACAGACAAGACAAUACAAACAGAUCAAACAGACAAGACAAUCAAAGACAUCUGUAGGCAGAGACAGAGACGGCCCGGACGCCACCCCGUUCCCUGGCUAUUAGUGACGGAAUUGGUUCACCUUGUGCAGCCAUUAGCUGCCAGGCAGCCUGGAUGUCCUCAUCAUUAUUCACUUGUCCUCUUUACCGCCGGUCGGAUGUCUAGGCCUAGACCGUAUUUCGGAAACCGUAUUUCUGAAUGCUGCUACAGAAGAGUCCCAUGUAGGCGUUCGGCUGACGGACAGACAGACAGAAUAUUUAUGAAUCGUUAUCUGCAGGGCUGGUUCUCAUUAACGGGUCACCAGGCUCUAGCUCAAUCAAGUCCUCUUUCGAAAAGAUAUUUGUCAGUGUCCGUGACAUGUCUGCCUGCGUUGGGAAACUAA